Messenger RNA from Nannospalax galili (Upper Galilee mountains blind mole rat), 1853 nucleotides. Its product is annotated as histone H1.0. Gene Ontology annotation, biological process: chromosome condensation; negative regulation of DNA recombination; nucleosome assembly. Gene Ontology annotation, molecular function: double-stranded DNA binding; nucleosomal DNA binding; structural constituent of chromatin. The record is from RefSeq and is a predicted model, not a curated record. The transcript has a single exon. Bases 278 to 859 code for a protein of 193 amino acids. Lineage: Eukaryota; Metazoa; Chordata; Mammalia; Rodentia; Spalacidae. Gene Ontology annotation, cellular component: nucleosome; nucleus.
GCAGAGCUGGGAAAAGGGAGGCCGAGGAGGCGGAGGCGGAGGCAGAGCCAGGCGCUGAGACCGAGCAGCAUCGACGGGGGCUGGGCCACGCCGAGGCGACCCGCGCCGGGGAGGACUGGGAGCGACGCGCCCCUGCGCCCCCGCGCCCCCGACAGCCGCCCCUUUGCCUGGCCGGUGGUCGGGCGGGAGGGCAGACCCCGGGUCAGCUUCUGCUCAGCCCCCUGCGAGGGCUGGCCCUCCGGAAGCCUCCUUCAACUGCAGGAGCAGGCUGGCUACCAUGACCGAGAACUCCACGUCCACCCCUGCGGCGAAGCCCAAGCGGGCUAAGGCCUCCAAGAAGUCCACAGACCACCCCAAAUACUCAGACAUGAUCGUGGCUGCCAUCCAGGCGGAGAAGAACCGGGCAGGCUCCUCUCGCCAGUCCAUCCAAAAGUACAUCAAGAGCCACUACAAGGUGGGUGAGAACGCGGACUCCCAGAUCAAGUUGUCCAUCAAGCGCCUGGUGACCACCGGUGUCCUCAAGCAAACCAAAGGGGUCGGUGCCUCGGGGUCCUUCCGGCUGGCCAAGGGUGAUGAGCCCAAGAGAUCGGUGGCUUUCAAGAAGACCAAGAAGGAAGUCAAGAAAGUGGCCACUCCAAAGAAGGCAGCCAAGCCCAAGAAGGCAGCUUCCAAAGCCCCAAGCAAGAAACCCAAAGCCACCCCAGUCAAGAAGGCCAAGAAGAAGCCGGCUGCCACACCCAAGAAAGCCAAAAAGCCCAAGGUUGUCAAAGCCAAGCCGGUCAAGGCAUCGAAGCCCAAGAAGGCCAGACCCGUGAAGCCCAAAGUCAAGUCCAGUGCCAAGAGGGCCGGAAAGAAGUGACAAGCCCGUGCUUGUGGACUUUCCUUCCUCCUGUUUUCUGUAAAUACUUUUCUCUCUAGAACUUACCUGCAACCUUUUGCCCAUUCUCUUCUGACUUUGUAAGGGCCAGAGUUUGGAUUCCUCAGACUGACAUUGUGGAAUAAUUCCUUUUUCCUUAGCCAUUGUGCAAGGACAACAGAUCUCAUCUUUGUGAUGAUGAGGAUGUACUUGUAUUUCGCUUUCUUGAUUUGCUGUUCACCUUCUUAGGGGGUUAGGAAUGGGAGGUUGUGUGUUUUGUUAGGUGGUUUGUUUACUCCGAAGGUAGACACAACUAGCAAAGCAGUUCUGGCUAGAUGAGGGAGCUGAGGUUUGUGGGAAGAUCUCUUAAGGCUUUAAGUUGGGUACCCUUUAUGGGAGUUUUGAAACCUGUGGGGAGUAGAGGGUGGCAUCCUACCUAGCUGGUCAAAGGAGGGGCGUUGGAAAAACCCUCCCUAGGCUGCCCUCAGUGGGGGCUUUGGGGCUGCUUUAGUCUGCACUUGUGCCCCCCUAUUGUCUUGAAGAGAAGGGGGGGAGUCCCAGUAACAGCUGGUUCAAGAAGCCCUAGCUUCUCACAGUGGGGAACUAGCUAUUGGGAAGGGACUUUGUGGUUUCUGCAGUUUCUUGUUAAAUGGGAGUGGAAACUUGGGGAGGGGAGUCAGCCAAGUGCCUCAGUGUGCCCUAUGGAAACUUGGAUUUUUCCACACGAUUGAUGGAUUGUGUCCUAGGGAAGACUUUGGUUUUUUCCUGUGUAAGAUAAUGGUUUUUGCUUGGUCCCGCUUCAGUUCUGGCUGCCACUUAAAAGCCCCCCCAACCUCUUUUGAGUCUUUUCUAAGUGGGAGGGGAGGGGGGAGUGGGAGGGAGUGGACCGUAAGACAUUCUGCAGUUGAUUUGAAUUUGCUACGUAGCUUUAGAGAGCAUGUGUAUAUGUAUAUAUUCGUAUCUAGGAGUAGUACUUAAUGUCUCACAUCGGGAGCUG